Cercospora beticola is the source of this 5210-nucleotide messenger RNA. It is a transcript of the gene IFM1, whose product is annotated as translation initiation factor 2. Gene Ontology annotation, molecular function: GTP binding; GTPase activity; zinc ion binding. The record is from RefSeq and is a predicted model, not a curated record. Gene Ontology annotation, cellular component: cytoplasm. Gene Ontology annotation, biological process: translational initiation. Lineage: Eukaryota; Fungi; Ascomycota; Dothideomycetes; Mycosphaerellales; Mycosphaerellaceae.
AAUAAUCUUGGGAGGAGAGGGAGACAUUGGGAGGAAGGAACCGCUGGGAGAAAUGCGAAGGCAACGCACAUUGAGGACGGCUUCGGCGUCAUCGCUCUGCAUCUUCUGCGCGUGUCGACUAGGAGCCAUCGAAUUGCCAGCUACCUCUGUACCUUUAAACCCUCUACGAUCGUCCUCGCAGCGCAGAAGCAUCUCUACCACCCGUGCGCCGUUCCAACGCACCGCGACUGCAUCGAUACCGUCGGCCGUCGAAAAUGCUUCCGACUCUUUCCCAGCAUGGUACGACCCGACUUCCUCCCUCUCCAUGUCGGAACAGAGGGAGAGGGCCAAUCGGGUAGCUGCGAGGCAACAAUUUGAGACGGAGCAGAACCAGGUCCGGCAAGAAAGGCUCUGGAAAGAGGAAGAGGAGAAGAAUCAGUUGAAGCAAGAGGCCGAAGCAAAGCGCAAGGUGGAGAGGGAAAAGAGGUCACAGCACUUCAAGCAGCAAUCGCUGUCCAGGGCAUCUCGCGGCAUUGGCCUCUCUGCUGGCGGCAGUACAUUGGGUCAGGCCAUGAUGAAGGGCGGUCAUUCACGGAACUCCAAGCCGAAUGCUGCCCCAAAUGUGCGGCCGGUGGCCACCCCUCGAGAGCCAAGGAUUCGGAUCAGCUAUACUGGUGCACGCAGCCCUGGCAGAGCGGAGCAGACCCAGGCGGGGAAAGAACGAGCUGCCACGACGUCCGUGGUGAAACCACCCCCUAAAAAAGUGUCGAACCCAUUUGGAGUACCAGCGGCUGUCACAACCGAACCUGCCAAUGAGCCUUCCUCCGGAUGGGGUGUUGGCAGUACCCAGACUGCGCCUCUGGAAUACGCUGAAGCCCCAGCAGCAGUCGUCCAUAGGAGGGCCGCCGAGACGAACACGAAUGUCCAAGAGAAUUCCGCAUUUAGAGUGAGUCUAGGCGGCUACACAAAAUCCUUCAGACCGUCCUAUGGCGAUGUGGAUCAACAGCACAAUGAGAACAUAGAGACUAUCGAAGGUGUGAAGAGACGGAACGAGCAAAAUGACGCCGAGUUACAGUCGCAGCAGGAGGCUUAUGACCGGGCGGCCAAGAAGUUCGCUGCAAGCUCUCCUCAGUACUCCAGCAGCGUUAUUGAGGAUUCAGGAGAAGGAGAAGUUGAAAGGAACUCAAGACCGCAUCGCAACGACGUUGUCGGAAACACCGAGCAUUUCGAUUCUGGCGCUGUGCAGCCUACCACUACGGAAGAGACUGUUCGACUGCAGGACAAUACGCCAGUGUCAUCCGAAACUGCAGCGCUUGAAGCGGAACGCGAUGUGGAAGCUGCUUCGCCGCAAAGGCCCCCACACUCGUCGCGUCCGUCCGCGGCUGAGUCUCUGCCUGUGGCAUCAGGAUUGGGCUCGUUUGGUCACUUCGAAGCGGAGGCAGAGUCCACAGCGCAGCCGGCGACAUCGGACGUACCUCCCGCUCAAGAGGAGUCAGUGUCACCAGAGAGCCAUCAUGGGCAGUCCGAGCUUGGGACGUCUACACCGAGUUCUAUCGAUCAGCCUGCACAGGAGACAACGCAAGAUCAGGUCCCAGAACAAAACGCACAACAGCCCGCGGCUCCUGCAGCUCCCUCGCCAUUGUCACAAUUAGCACAGCAGACGCAGCAGACUGUGAGUCAACCUGGGCACUCAACUGGCAAAGCAGUGUCGCAGCAAGCAUCAACACCACCCCCACCACCGACUGCUGCACCUCCUCCGGCGCACAUGAUCCCUUCUGGCGGCCAGCUUGUUUGGCAACCGAUUCAUGGACAUCCGCAGGGUGGACAAUGGACAUGGCAAGCCUCGCCUCCAUCGUUUGUCGCUCCUCCGCCGCCUGCCACUACAACGGAGCCGCCAUCCCACUCACAGUACACACCGCCCCAAUACCCCCAGGCUAAUUCUACGGCACGCGCACCUAGCGUAUCUCUCAGCGACAGUGGCUACCGUGCCAUGCCCUUCUCGCCGGACGAAUAUCAAACUCGAUCCAGCUUUGACGAGGAGAAGGCCGCGAAUUGGCAGCAUCUUCGACGCAGAGAGAGUCAACCAACAGAGCCCAUCGCUACGUCACCUCCGCCAACGCAGCCACAGCCACAACCACAACCACAGCAAACACAACAUUCACAAUUUCACCAAGAUUUUGACGAUGAGAGCUGGGUAGACUGGACGUUCAACAAUCAUGUGCGUGAACGGGAAGAGCGCUUGAAGCUGCAGAAAGAACGGGAGGAGAAGCAAAAGGCACAGAAACAGCGUAGUCAGUCUGUCCAAGGCCAGGAGAUGGAAGGCAGCCGCCGGCUGUACAACGGCCCAGCGCAAGCCUAUCGAGAUAAGGAGUGCGCCAGGUGUGGCGAGAGAGGUCACAUUGCUCGCUACUGCACCAAAAAAAUCAGUCCAUUCGACAGGCCGAACGGCGAAUCGAACGAGUUCCGUCAAAACCGUGGAUCGGAUACAAGGACGCAAAGGUCAUCUGAGAGUCGGACCACUGAGAAUGACCGAUUGAGCAACCCAUUCGCCGCACCGAGCCCAUUCGGCGCGCGCGGCUCUGCAGCUGGAGCAGCCAGCAACCCUUUCGCGAACCGCGAGCCAUUGAGCCAGCCAGCAAACAAUCAGAGACCGAGAAAAGCAUGGGGAGCCGACCAGGUUAUCUCAACUGAGCCGCCGGACAUGCCCAAACGUGAGCCUAGAUUCCGGGUUGUCCCCACUGUCGCCGCUGAUGAAGGCGUGGCCACCAAUCCAGGCCAGGUCAGCAAGUGGGAUCCGGAAGCAGUAGCUGGCCAGCACGCCGAGCGGCAUGAACACGCUAGAGCUGCCGAAACAGAACGUACUGCAGACAGCAAAUCAGCUCGGCGCUCCGAACGUUUCCAGGUGGAGUCCGAUAUCGAUGAGCAUGCUCCAGCACCCGAGAGUCGUGCUUCUCGUGACAAAGCAGCCAGAAAGAGUCGAUGGGCCGACGAUGAAGACGAUGUGUUUGCUGACAAGGGCAAGGGCGCUGGUCGCAAAGCCCAACGCGCGGGCAGACGCGAAUACGAUGAAGAAGAAGACGACGAAGCUGAAGCUCGCGACAACUUCCGUGCACGUAAAGCAGCUCGCCAAGCUGAGAAGGAAGCUAAGGGUGAGAAAAGACUCAAAAAUGCUCGACGCGAGCGCGAGGUCAAGAAAGCUGAAGACGCAACCCCUAUCAGCAUUCCCGAGUUUGUCAGCGUGCAGCAGCUAUCCCAGAUGCUUGGUGUUCGAUACGAACAAUUUAUCGACCGCCUUCAGGAGCUUGGCUACGAUGAUGUGUUCCCCGGCAUGACAUUGAAUUCUGAGACUAGUGGCAUGAUUGCUAUGGAGUACAACUUCGACCCUACCAUCGACACUGGCGUGCGUGAAGAGGAAGAACGUGAUCUGAAGCCUCGUCCAGAAGUUGAGGAUAAGGAGUUCCUGCCCACACGCCCCCCUGUUGUCACUAUCAUGGGCCAUGUUGAUCACGGCAAGACAACGAUCCUGGACUACCUCCGCAAGUCCUCUGUCGCAGCUGGCGAAGCUGGAGGCAUAACACAACACAUCGGUGCGUUCAGUGUUCCAAUGGCGAGCAGCGGCAAGACGAUCACCUUCCUGGAUACCCCCGGCCACGCCGCGUUCUUGGCAAUGCGACAACGCGGCGCAAACGUGACAGAUAUUGUCAUCCUCGUUGUGGCAGCCGACGAUAGUGUUAAGCCUCAAACUUUAGAAGCUAUCAAGCAUGCUAAGGCUGCCGGCGUGCCGAUGAUCGUCGCAAUCAAUAAAGUCGACAAGGAGGGAUCAGACAUCCAGCGCGUCAAGCAGGACCUUGCUCGUCAUGGUGUCGAAAUCGAAGACUUUGGCGGCGAGACGCAGGUCGUGCCUGUCUCCGGCAAGACUGGCCAAGGCAUGGAUGGUCUAGAAGAAACUGUAGUCGCUUUAUCGGAGAUCAUCGACCAGCGCGCAGAAACGGACGGAGCUGUUGAGGGCUGGGUUCUCGAAGCCACGACAAAGGCAAAUGGGCGCGUGGCUACUGUUCUUGUUCGCCGCGGUACUCUGAAGCCAGGCGCUGUCAUUGUCGCUGGCAAGACAUGGGCCCGCGUUCGCAGCUUGCGCAAUGAGGGAGGCCGAACGCUGCAAGAGGUCGGCCCAGGCAUGCCGGUCGAGGUCGAUGGGUGGAGAGACCAACCAAUGGCUGGCGAUGAAGUGUUGCAAGCACCAAGCGAGCAGAAAGCUACCUCCGUGGUCGAAUACAGACAGGAACGUGAGGAGAGAGAAAAGGCCGCUGCCGACAUGGAAGCUAUCAAUGAAGCACGACGACUCGCGACCGAACGCCAGCAGAGGGAGCGGGAAGCUGCACAAGCCUUGAAACAAGCUCAGCGUACUGCAAAUGCUGAAGGUGGCACUGCAGACGUCGUCAGCAAGCCGGACGACCUCGACGCUCCACAACAGGAACAGAGCGGACAGAUUGACGUACCUUUCAUCAUCAAAGCCGACGUUUCUGGAUCCGCUGAGGCUGUGUCGGCGUACAUCAUGUCUGUCUCCAAUCCACUCAUCACACCAUCUGUAUUGCAGAGUCAUGUGGGACCUGUCCACGAGAGCGACAUUGAGCUCGCCAAUGCCGCUGGCGGCCACAUCAUCGCCUUCAACCUACCACCUGAUCCACAGAUGCAAGGAAAGGCCGAGGCGCAAGGCGUAAAGAUUCUCGAAAACAACAUCAUCUACAGAGUGCUCGACGAUGUGAAGGCUGUGCUUGAAGAGAAACUUCCUCCUAUUCUCACGCAGCGUGUGCUUGGUGAAGCCGAGAUCGGCGCUGCCUUUGAAAUCAGCGUUGGUGGGAGGAAGAAGGUGAAGAUCGCGGGCUGUAAAGUGCGAAAUGGUAUGGUUGAGAAGGGGUCGAGGGUGAGAGUCAUGCGAGGGAGCGAAAAGGUUUAUGAUGGCACGAUCAAUUCCCUCAAGAACGUCAAGAAAGAUGUCACAGAGAUGCGUAAGGGAUCGGAAUGUGGCAUGGGCUUUGACGACUGGGAAAGCUUUGAGGUCGGCGAUCAAGUGCAGACUUAUGAGGAAAUUAGGGAGAGGAGGAAGCUGUGAGGUACGAAGCAGAACUUCGGACUGCUCGGCUCGUGGUGGCCAGUGUGUCUAAGAGUAAUGUACAAAAGAUCUGUGAGUGAGUUCUGUACGAGCAUCGCGUAGUGGAGCUUGGAUUUCCGCC